UCAUUCUAAAUUUAGCAUCCUUGGCGAUUUGUUGUUAUUUACAAAUGAAUCGUAUGGGCACGGCCUAGGUCAUUCCGGGUCGACUCCCUUCCGUAGACAAUGUCGAAGGAUGCAGUGCUGACCAUUCCAAACGUUUGGAAGCCUGAGCUGUAUAAAAUACAGCUCGAUGCUCCGACUCCCAAGCCUGUGCUAUGUGAGCGGGACGACAUCAUGGGACCAACCCGGUACGGCAAGGAGUACCACGGCACGAUGGACCACAAAGAGUGUGAGCAAAUGUUGAAAGAUCAACCGGACGGUAGCUACCUGAUACGCCGUAGCCCGGGUGCCGAUAACUACUACACACUCAGUCUACGGUUCGGGCAGACGACGAAGCAUUUCAAGAUAUUUUACUCACCUGAAAAGGGUCACUACCUGCGGGAGAACUUUAAAAAGUUUGAAACCAUCCAGGAGAUGGUAGCGGACGGGCUGGUGGAUUUCUAUAUGCGCCUGCACGCAGCCCCAAUUCUCAAGGAAAUGAUGAGUCAGACCAAGAAGUGCUACGAACAGAGUCCGUACAUGACGCUUCAUCGGCGCAAGCUACGUUCGCUGUGUAGCGAGCUGUGUAAACCAACGAAGCUGCCCAUGGUUCAAGAUAGUCUGGAGACGGCUGACACCGAAAUAGCAGACGAGCGGGACAGCGGCGAAAAGGAGGCGGAUCGGGUUUCGUACGAAAAGUCGGACCCAUACGAUAACGCUUAUCCAGAGUACGAGAAGCAGCAUGCGUUCAAAACGCAUACGUUCAAGGGUUUGAAUUGGUGCGAAUUUUGUGCCAACUUUCUGUGGGGUUUUACGUCGCAAGGGGUCAAAUGUGAUGAUUGUGGUUUCAUGGCUCACUUCAAGUGUUCCGAGCUGGUGCCGGCAAAGUGUGUACCAGACCUGAAGCGGCUGCGCGGAAUAUUUGGCGUUGAUCUUACCACACUGGUAACGGCACACAAGUGCCGCAUUCCGUUUAUCGUCAAAAAGUGUGUCGAAGAGGUGGAAAACCAUGGCAUGCUGCAGGAAGGUAUCUACCGGAUAUCGGGCUUUGCAGACGAAAUAGAGGCGCUCAAGAUGGCACUGGACAAAGAUGGCGAGAAGGCGGACGUGUCCGGACAGGUGUAUAGCAAUAUCAAUGUGAUUGCCGGCGUGCUGAAGCUCUACUUGCGGCUGCUUCCCGUUCCACUGAUAACGUUUCAAUCAUUCCCCCUAUUUAUGGAAUCCAUGCGAGAAAAAUCCAUCGGCGAACAAGUGAUAGCGUUGCGAAACGCCGUUAAAGCAUUACCGCCCGCUCAUCUGCACUGUUUGAAGUACAUCCUGGAACACUUGAACCGCAUCGCUUCCCAUCACACGAUCAACAAGAUGAAUGAACACAAUUUGGCUACCGUGUUUGCGCCAACAUUGAUCGCCACACCGCAGCACAUGACCGAUCUGUCCCAGGAGAUCGGUAUGCUGGCCGCCCUCAUCAGCCACUGUCACGCGAUAUUUUUGUAAUUGUGUGCAUACAGAACGAACGCUCUCUUUUCGUCCGGCAUCCUGGAGAUGGCUGAACAGCAUUAGCUUCCUUAUACUGUGUGUGUUCUGGUUUCAACAUAAUUAACGAUUCCUUACAUAUAGGUUACAUUAUGUUUGCGGAUGUGUUUAUGCUUUUAACACUAUAACGACAAUCAACUUCCGCUUAUUCUGAUUAUACCCGCUGAUCUGCCUUUUCAUUGAAUCCGUUUUCUGUUCAACAGACAAAAAUAUCUUUCGGUAUUAGAUUUGUUUACAAAUUUAAAUAUAUUUAGCCUUUAGCAAUGAUUUAACUUAAUCGUAACUGUAUCAAUUAACUUUAAUGUGCGUAAACAUGUAUUGAAAAAUAAAAUGAUACACUCUUGAACAAAUUUAAGCAAACCUAAACUGAGUUCCAGUAACUUCAACGAGCGUAUAGAAAAGGA
Molecule: messenger RNA, 1952 nt
Organism: Anopheles stephensi (Asian malaria mosquito)
Lineage: Eukaryota; Metazoa; Arthropoda; Insecta; Diptera; Culicidae
Gene: RhoGAP5A
Product: beta-chimaerin
Exons: 5
Coding region: 100-1509 (469 amino acids)
Biological process (GO): signal transduction; regulation of GTPase activity
Molecular function (GO): GTPase activator activity
Source: RefSeq, a predicted model, not a curated record